Molecule: messenger RNA, 771 nt
Organism: Rhizoctonia solani
Lineage: Eukaryota; Fungi; Basidiomycota; Agaricomycetes; Cantharellales; Ceratobasidiaceae
Product: Retrovirus-related Pol polyprotein from transposon TNT 1-94
Exons: 1
Coding region: 1-771 (256 amino acids)
Source: RefSeq, a predicted model, not a curated record
AUGCUGGUGUUUACUAUUAAUGUUGAUGGGACAUAUAAACUAGGUCUAGUUAUCAAAGAACGUGCACAACAACUGGGUUGCGACUACAAGGAAACAUUCCCCCCAGUCACCCAAUCCGCAUCAAUAUGCCUUGUUGUUGGCAUUGCUCUGCAAACCAGUCUAACAAUCUACGCCGCCAAUUUCACAGUGGCAUUCCUCAACGGGGAGCUGAAGGAGGAGAUCUGUAUGGAGCAGCUUGAGGGAUGGAGUGCCCUGCCCAAGGAUCAAAAAUCUUACCUCAAAGUUGUUCAGACACUCUAUGGUCUGGGACAGGCCGGUUGUCUAUGGUACAAAUGCCUCUCCACAGCUCUUGCCGACCUAGAAUUUGUUUGCUUCAACUCGGACAACUGCGUUUUCAUGCCCAGAAGAAAGGAUACUGGGCUAAUCCUGAUUGCUGUCCAUGUCAACAACUUGACCGGUGCAACUUCAAACGAUUCUGUGUGGAGCCAGUUCUGCGAUGAGCUCAACGCUAAGCACGAACUAAAGAACCUAGGCCGUGCAAAGGAACUAUUAGGACUGGAAAUCACACAAGACUCUCAGACUGGCACGGCUUCGAUAACACAGACCCGAUAUAUUGAAGAACUAGCCAAACAGUACAACGUGUCCCAUCUUCCUCCCCUAUCACUCCCACUCCUUCCCCGACAGAAGUUUUCAAAGGUACAGUGCCCGACAUUGGAGGAGGAAAAAGUCAAGAUGAAGGGCGUUCCUUACUUAGCCUUGGUAGCACGGUGA